This is a messenger RNA of Arabidopsis arenosa, 1143 nucleotides long. The record is from the annotation of a GenBank genome assembly. NCBI's taxonomy places the organism in Eukaryota, Viridiplantae, Streptophyta, Magnoliopsida, Brassicales, Brassicaceae.
AAGUUUAUUUCCCGAGAGACAAGCGGAUCAGAGACAAAAUCAGAGUCGGUUUCUUGCUUUUUGAUUCCUCUUUAUUAAUCAGCAAAGAUCGAUUCCACAUCUCUCUCCCUCUUCUCUGUUCUUGUUCAUCUUUUUUCUUUUCUCUGUUUUUGAGCGGGGUUAAAGAGAUGGCUAUACAAGCGCAGUUGAAUUACAACGCUUCGAAUGCGAAUCAAAUCGGUUUUGGUGGGUCGGAGUUUUCUUUGAUCAACAACAAUGGCGUUAUCGGAAUCGGAAACGAUCAGUCUUAUCAUCAUGUCAAUAAUCUCCAGUACUCGCAGAAAGAUUUCAACCAGCAAGCUCUGUUUCAUCAUCAGCAUCAACAACAACAGUUUCGUUCUCAAAGCUUUUUAGCUGCUCACAUGGAGAAACAGAAGCAAGAGAUCGAUCAGUUCAUCAAGAUACAGAACGAGAGGUUGAGAUAUGUGUUGCAAGAACAGAGGAAGCAAGAAAUGGAGAUGAUCUUAAGGAGAAUGGAGAGUAAAGCUUUGGUUUUAAUGAAUCAGAAGGAAGAAGAAAUGUCAAAAGCAUUGAACAAGAACAUGGAACUCGAAGAUCUGUUGAGAAAAAUGGAAAUGGAGAAUCAGACGUGGCAGAGAAUGGCUCGUGAGAACGAAGCAAUGGUGCAAACGCUUAACUCAACUCUCGAACAGGUUCGUGAAAGAGCCGCCACGUGUUACGACGCUGGUGAUGCGGAGGUGGAGGACGAAGGGUCGUUUUGCGGCGGAGAAGGGGACGGGAAUAGCUUUCCGGCGAAGAAGAAGAUUAGUAGUUGUUGCUGCAAUUGUGGGUCUAACGGAGUAACGAGAGUUCUGUUUCUGCCGUGUAGGCAUCUCUGUUGCUGCGUGGAUUGCGAGGAAGGUCUUGUUCUUUGUCCGAUCUGUAAUACCCCCAAGAAGAACAGAAUCGAGGCCUUAAUAAUCUAGGAAAAAUCCUUUCUUUUCUCUCCUCUUUAGGUAUAUCGGAAAAAUGCUUGCUUUUGUAUUCCGGUGAACGGAGAGUUUUUUACUCCGGUAGAUGACGUGGCAGGGUAAUUUGGUAAAAAUAGGGGAGAAAAGGAAAGUGAGAUUAGGAAAAGUUUAGAAAUAGAAAAAGGUUAUCUCA